AUGAGGACUUUGCCUGGGGCAGUCCUCAAUGACCUUGUUUACAAAGAUACCAGGGUAUAUUUCUCCCAAUGUUUUGUAGUCCUUAGCUUUAGCUCUUUUUUGGCUCUUCUUUUCCAGUCUGGGCCUUGGCCCAUGAUCCAACAUUGGUGGCGAGCUGGAGUCACAGCUCUGUCUAGUGGCUUGGAUUUUAAUACAGCCAUCUAA
Molecule: messenger RNA, 204 nt
Organism: Penicillium expansum
Lineage: Eukaryota; Fungi; Ascomycota; Eurotiomycetes; Eurotiales; Aspergillaceae
Exons: 1
Coding region: 1-204 (67 amino acids)
Source: RefSeq, a predicted model, not a curated record